Messenger RNA from Stylophora pistillata, 2623 nucleotides. Its product is annotated as transient receptor potential cation channel subfamily V member 6. Gene Ontology annotation, biological process: calcium ion import across plasma membrane. Gene Ontology annotation, molecular function: protein binding; calcium channel activity. Gene Ontology annotation, cellular component: plasma membrane. NCBI's taxonomy places the organism in Eukaryota, Metazoa, Cnidaria, Anthozoa, Scleractinia, Pocilloporidae. The record is from RefSeq and is a predicted model, not a curated record.
GUACGCUCCGUUCACAGACAACUAAAAUGCAAACAUAACGUAAGCUAUUACUUAUUCAGAAGACGGCCAGAAUUUUGCAUAUGCUUGGCAGCUAGCAUGGCCAUCGAACAAGAUCAGCAUGCUUAGCAUUAAUCGAACGGAGCGUGGCUUAAAUGUCUUAAAGCGCGAGAAAACGAACAAAAUUCAUUGUACUUUCAUUAGGAUGGCCUUUAACAACAGAAAGGAAACCUCGCCGAUAUCUCAAGCCGUAGAACUCCUAAAUUAGAGGGGUUAUGGGCAACUGCGCUCAUAAGGCACUCGGAACAAGGUCCCUCCUAGAGGAGGACCAAGAUGAGGCAUGGAAGCGUCAAACACGAGGAAAACUUGAAAACAAACUUUACACGUUUGUGGACCUCAAAGGCCUGGAGGGAAGCACGGAAUUUGUCAAAGUCUGGAAGGAAAGCGGCAAGUUAGGGUUUGUGAAAAAACUUAGGGAUGAAAAAAUUCUCUUGCCUUACUUAUAUGAACAUGGAGAGGGAAAAGUUCCUACUGCUGAAGAACUCAAGGAAUGGCAGAACUCAAAGCCCGAAAGACACGGAACAGCUGAAAAUCACGAUGAUCCACAUCAUGCACCUCGCAAAGCUUGCUGGUCGCUUGCACACCGCGGGACACUGGGGGAGACAGCGCUGCACCUGUGCUUCCUUACUAACAAUAUGAUCAUGACAGAGAUGGCGCAUGCUCUGUUGAACUUGUAUCCUGCAAUGGCGCUGGACCAGUACGAAGGCCACGAAUAUUAUGGUGAAACGUCUGUUCACAUUGCAAUCGUAAAUGGAGACCUGGAGUCACUCAAACUCCUGGUUGGUAAAUAUGGUGCAGAUGUUCACGCACGCGCACGAGGUAGAUUUUUCAUGCCAGAAGAUUGCAAGGAUAGAAUGAAAGCAGAGACAGAUUAUGAUGGUUAUGCGUACUACGGUGAGUACCCAGCAUCCUUCGCUGCAUGUUUCGAUAGCAAGGAUAUGUACGAUUACCUUAUAAGGAAUGGCGCAGAUCCCAACAAGCAAGACACCUUUGGCAAUACAGUGUUACACUUGUGCAUCAUACACAACAAAAUAGACAUGUUUCUUCAUGCUACGCGAAGGAAACACAAGAUCUGCGGCAAUACGUUCAUCAAAAAUAAACAAGGAUUUUCCCCCUUAACACUUGCCGCUAAACUGGGACGAAAGGAGAUGUUUUAUGAAAUUCUCGAGCAUCAAAGCAUGGAAUACUGGACAUAUGGACCCAUAACAUGUUCGGGAUAUCCACUGGAGGGUUUGGAUUCCAUCGACAAGAAUGGUAAAUCUGAUGAUGAGUCAGCAUUACUUAUUACACUUAAUGGAAAGACAAGCGAUCACUUGGACAUGCUGAACAGCGGUAUCAUAUAUCGCCUUUUGGAAGAAAAAUGGAAAGCUUUUGGAAAGGGAAAGUUCUAUCGACGAUUGGUUUUCGCAGGACUUUACCUUUUGGCUUUCAGUUUGGCCAUUUAUCUUCGUCCACGACAUCUUGAUCCUACGAGAAUAGAGACUAGAACUGAUAGAUUACGUGUUGUUGCUGAAGGUUUCACAGUCCUUGGUGCGUUUAUCUACUUGGUGCUGGAAAUCAAGGAUGUGUUGAUAACUCAAGGAGUUCACACACAGAUAACAACUUUGCGUGACGCGCCAGGCAAGGCGAUCUUUUUGGUAUCCUGUGUUCUUGUCAUCCUUGCGUUACCAUGCCGUUACCUGGGAGAACACCAGGCCGAGACAACUAUGUUAAUUCUUGCUGCUCCUAUGGCCUGGUGCUACUUGCUGUUUUUCUGUAGAGGGUUUGGAGCAAUCGGUCCUUUUGUAGACAUGAUCUACAGAAUGUGCGCUGGAGACAUGUCAAGGUUCUUCAUCAUCUAUAUCAUCUACGUAGUGGGGCUUGCACAAGCCUUCUCACACGUUAUGAAAGGAGUGAACGGAUUCGGGAACGAAGGAUACACCAUCAUGACGCUAAUGCGCAUGACAUUCGGCGAGUUUGACUUCUUCACGUUCGAGAAGUCCCGGCAUCCUACAUUGGCCAAGCUACUAUUUUUCUACUUCAUGUUGUUCGUCACGGUUUUACUCAUGAACAUGUUGAUUGCCAUGAUGGCAAACACGUAUCAGAAUAUUUCGGACCGUUCGGCAAAAGAAUGGAGAAGACAGUGGGCUCAGAUUAUUAUGGUAUUAGAACGUUCAGUAAGCCCACUGGAGCUGAUAAAGCUACAGGAUAACUACUCAGUUAACAUGGCAACGGAAGGAAGUGAGGAGAGGCGGAGAGGAUUAAUGGUAAUCAAAAAGAGCAGCUUGCCGAGCAAAGCUGACAAACGGAAAGCCGCUAUCUUGAAUUGGCAGGCUGCCCUCAACGAGCUGAGAUCUGUGCAGGCCGACUCUGAAGGAGGCAGAUUCUUGGAAUUGACUCUGUAAAAAACAAACUUCAAGAACAGGCGACUAAAAGGCACCUCACACCAGUAUCGACGUGAGCCUCACGUGAACACCAUGUGGUUAAGUCAGCACGCGGACACUAUGACGUGGACGCACAGAAGCUAAGUCGCUAAAUGAAGAUGGAUGGAAAUGUGCAAUGGUUUUUAUCUCUAGAAGACUUUCUC